This is a messenger RNA of Trichosurus vulpecula (common brushtail), 2391 nucleotides long. It is a transcript of the gene MMEL1, whose product is annotated as membrane metalloendopeptidase like 1. Bases 31 to 2391 code for a protein of 786 amino acids. Gene Ontology annotation, biological process: protein processing. NCBI's taxonomy places the organism in Eukaryota, Metazoa, Chordata, Mammalia, Diprotodontia, Phalangeridae. The transcript has 24 exons. Gene Ontology annotation, molecular function: metalloendopeptidase activity. Gene Ontology annotation, cellular component: plasma membrane. The record is from RefSeq and is a predicted model, not a curated record.
CAGGACUGCCUCUUUGCUAGAGUUUCAGUCAUGGGGAAAUCCGAAAGCCAAAUGGGUAUUGCGGAGAAAUUGUCCAGAUCCAGGAAGAAACCUUGGAGCGUCCUGGAGCUGGGACUGUCAGUGCUGCUGCUUCUCAUGACCUGCUCCUUGGUCACUCUGCUAAUCCUCUACAUGGAAGCCAAGGGGAAGCCACUGCUGCUCUUUCCCAUUUCGUUCUAUAUCCCAAGAGAAGAGAAGACUUUUGUAAGAAGAGAUUUCACAGACCCCAGAAUUGCUACCAGUUUUGGAGAAAUCUGUGUCCACCCUGGCUGUGUGAUAACAGCUUCUAGGAUCAUCCAGAACAUGGACCCCACCAGUGAGCCUUGUAAUGACUUUUACCAGUAUGCCUGCGGGGGCUGGAUCAACCGCCACGUGAUUCCGGAGAGCAGCUCUCGAUACAGCAUCUUUGAUAACCUGCGGGAUGAGCUGGAAAUCAUACUCAAAGGUGUGCUGGAGACCCCUAGAGAGGGAGACCGGAAUGCCAUCCAGAAAGCAAAGAUGCUCUAUAGUUCCUGCAUGAAUCAAAGUCUGAUCGAAUCACGGGACUCUCAGCCUCUGUUAAAGAUCUUAGAAAUUGUGGGAGACUGGCCAGUGGCUACUGACAACUGGAAGGAAAUCAGAGAACCCUACUGGGUCAUGGAAGAGAAGCUGUCAAUGAUGAACUCCCAGUUCAACAAACGGCUCCUCAUUGACAUGUUUGUUUGGAAUGAUGAUCGAGACUCCAGAAGCCACAUCAUCUAUAUUGACCAGCCAUCACUGGGCAUGCCUUCCAGAGACUAUUACUUCAACAGUGGCAACUACCAGAGGGUCCGGGAGGCAUACCUCCAGUUCAUGAUCAGCAUUGCCAAGAUGAUUCGAGCCGAUCUGAACUUCACCAAAGAUGAUGAGUUUGUAGAGAAUGAAAUGUUGCUGGUGAUGAAAUUUGAAACUGAAAUUGCCAAAGCCACUUCACCUCAAGAGGAAAGGCAUGAUGUCACUCUCCUCUAUCACAGAAUGAAUAUAUCUCAACUCCAGAGUACCUUUCCCUUCAAGGUCUGUGAUCCUUUCUCACAGAACUUCAAUUGGACUGUCUUUAUACAAAUUGUCAUGUCCUCGGUAAACAUUAACAUCCUGGAAAAUGAGGAGGUCGUGGUGUAUGGGGUUCCUUACCUCCAGAGUCUUCAAGAAAUCAUCAGCAAGUACCCAGCCAGAACCAUCCAAAACUACCUGGUCUGGCGCCUGGUGCAGGAUCAAAUUAGUAACCUGAGCCAUCGAUUCAAGGAAGCCCGAGUCAGCUAUCGCAAGGCUCUGUAUGGGACUUCGCUGGAGGACGUACAGUGGCGGGAAUGCGUGCGUUAUGUCAACAACAACAUGGAGAGCGCAGUGGGUGCCCUCUACGUGAAACAAUCAUUUGCUGGCGAGAGUAAGAGGAUGGUGAGUGAUCUCAUCCAAAAAGUACGUGAGGUCUUUAUUGAGACCCUCAAUGAGUUACAAUGGAUGGAUGAACUGUCCAAGAAGAAGGCUCAGGAGAAGGCCACAGCCAUAAAGGAGCAGAUUGGUUACCCAGACUACAUUUUAGAAGAGCAAAAUAACAAACUUGAUGAUGAAUAUUACCAGCUGAACUUCACAGAGGACAUGUUCUUUGAGAACACACUGCAGAACCUCAAGUCCAAUGCACAGAAAAGCCUGAAGAAAUUGAGGGAGAAGGUGGACCAGGAUGUCUGGAUCAUCGGGGCUGCCGUAGUCAAUGCCUUUUACUCUCCAAAUCGAAACCAGAUUGUGUUUCCUGCUGGGAUCUUGCAGCCCCCUUUCUUCAGCAAACAGCAGCUUCAGGCCUUGAACUUUGGGGGGAUUGGGAUGGUGAUUGGCCAUGAGAUCACCCAUGGGUUUGAUGACAAUGGAAGAAACUUUGACAAAGAUGGAAACAUGUUGGACUGGUGGAGUAACUUCUCAUCUCAGCACUUCAAGGAGCAGACAAAGUGCAUGGUGUACCAGUAUGGCAACUAUACCUGGGACCUGGCCGGCGGCCAGCAUGUAAGUGGGAUUGGCACACUAGGAGAAAACAUUGCAGAUAAUGGAGGCAUUCGGCAAGCUUAUAAGGCUUACAUAAAGUGGGUGGAACAGGAAGGACAAGAGCCCAAACUGCCAGGACUGAAUCUCACCCAUGAGCAGCUUUUCUUCGUCAACUUUGCCCAGGUUUGGUGUGGGUCCUACAGACCGGAGUAUGCCAGCCAGUCCAUAAAGACAGACGUCCACAGUCCUCUGAAGUACAGGGUGAUGGGGUCCUUGCAAAACUUUGAAGCCUUCUCGGAAGCCUUCCAUUGCCACACAGGGACAGUGAUGCACCCAGAGGAGAAAUGCAGAGUGUGGUAG